Molecule: messenger RNA, 1260 nt
Organism: Sclerotinia borealis F-4128
Lineage: Eukaryota; Fungi; Ascomycota; Leotiomycetes; Helotiales; Sclerotiniaceae
Source: the annotation of a GenBank genome assembly
AUGUCCUUCGAGACAACUUAUCGCAUGGCCAUGAGGGCGCCAGUACUCUCCCAGAGUAUCUCGACAUUUCUGCCCAAAACUACCUCUCGAGUUCUAUUGCCUAGAGCUCAAGCCCUUCUCUCACAAAGAUACACGCAGCAACGACGACAGCUCCAUGUCUCUCCCAGAUUAAGAGCGCCGAACAGUGGCUUGAUGGGGAUGAAUAGUUCAGAUACACCGACUUCAUAUUUUCAGCGACCGUCUUUACCCGCAAACACCAUUAUUCGAUUUGUUCCUCAACAAACAGCAUGGAUUGUAGAACGCAUGGGAAAGUUCAACCGAAUAUUGGAGCCUGGUCUCGCUAUUUUAUUGCCAAUAGUAGACAAGAUAUCAUACGUUAAGAGCUUGAAAGAGUCUGCUAUUGAGAUUCCUAGUCAGAGUGCUAUCACCACUGACAACGUUACUUUGGAGCUUGAUGGUGUGCUGUAUACUCGAGUCUUUGAUGCCUAUAAGGCUAGUUAUGGGGUGGAAGAUGCUGAGUAUGCCAUCUCUCAACUGGCACAAACCACUAUGCGUUCGGAAAUCGGACAACUUACCCUCGACCAAGUACUCAAGGAGCGCGCCGCCCUGAACACCAACAUUACAGCUGCCAUCAACGAAGCUGCACAAGAAUGGGGUGUGAUUUGUUUGCGUUACGAAAUUAGAGAUAUUCACACACCCGGAAAUGUUAUGGAAGCUAUGCAUCGACAGGUUACUGCUGAGCGUAGCAAACGUGCGGAAAUUCUCGAUUCCGAAGGUCAGAGACAGAGUGCCAUCAAUAUUGCAGAGGGACGAAAGCAAAGUGUAAUCUUGGCAUCCGAGGCUUUGAGGAGCGAGCAGAUCAACGUCGCGAGUGGUGAGGCCGAAGCUAUUUUGUUGAAGGCAAAGGCCACAGCUGCAGGUAUCGAGGCGGUAGCUCAGGUAAUUGCUGCAGGGGAGGAAUCUGCUCAAGGUGCUGUUAGUCUCAGUGUCGCCGAAAAAUACGUGGAUGCAUUUGCCAAGCUUGCCAAAGAAGGUACUGCCGUCGUGGUACCUGGAAAUGUUGGAGAUAUUGGAAGUAUGAUUGCUAGCGCCAUGGCAGUAUAUGGAAAAGUUGGUGAUGCUCAAGCAAAAACCAUGGCCGCAAAGGUUUUAAAGGGUCAAAAGAGCGCCAAGCAGACGAGUACGGGAAUCGAAUCGCCUAAUGACGAGAUGAAGAGAAGCAUGCUUGCAUCCUUCGAAAACACCACCACCAAAAAGUAA